Messenger RNA from Lachancea meyersii CBS 8951, 1149 nucleotides. NCBI's taxonomy places the organism in Eukaryota, Fungi, Ascomycota, Saccharomycetes, Saccharomycetales, Saccharomycetaceae. The record is from the annotation of a GenBank genome assembly.
AUGAAGACCGAACAUAGCUUGACUGAGUCUCUCAGAGAAUACAUGAACCACAAUCCAACAAGGAAAGACUUGACAGAUGCUCUCACUCCUCGAACAAGAGACAUAAAGCUAACGAAAUUGCAACCAUCUCAAUCCCUAGAAUCAGAAAUUGAAACGCUUCUGUCAUUGGCAAGAAACGGUAUCGAACAGCACAAUGAGCCCGUCGUUUUAAUCAUCGAAUGGGAGAAAAGAACUCACAAACUCAAAAUGAACUACCCGUACCACGGGUUUGAGACACUAAAAGAUCCUCCGGCUAUGAAAAUCGCCGUUCUACUAAGUCUCUUGAGCCGCAUCUCAGCGAUCGCGAAGUCCCGCGAUAUUUGCACGAUACGAGACGUUUUUUACUUGAAUGUGGAACUGUACAAAAGCCAGCAGAUCGUCUCGGAGUCGUUGCGUGACAUAGCAGAAUCGUUCCAAUUGUCAGAUCUUAAUGCACUGGGUAUCGUGGCAGCGCAAAAAGGCCUGUGUUGUACGCCCGUGGAGCUGAGUUUCGACAUUGAUAAGCUAAUACUGAAAAAUCAAAAGUCAUUGGUUCCGCUUAUGACCCCGACUACGGAGCUUUCCGGCAAUUGGUCGCUUGUGAAGCGUGUCGUGGUUCUCGAAAAAGACGCCAUUUUCAGCAAACUAGCCGAAAAUCCACUGAUCAAUCAGCAAUGCAUACUCGUAACGGGGAAGGGCUUUCCAGAUUGGCUUACGCGCCAUUUCCUCUACAAAAUGAUGCUUAGCUGUCCGCCCACAGUGCUAUUCGAAAUUUACACCGACAGCGACCCUUACGGAAUUGAAAUUGCUUUAAAAUACAUUUACAACGACGUGAACACGGUUUACCAAUGUCCACGACUCGUUUACCGGGGCGUCAUGAUUCAAGAUCUGCUUCAAAGUGGGGAUACGGUCCACCGAGGUCUACAGCUACUUGACUUGUCGGCGCGCGACCUGAGCUACGCAAUGAAUCUACUAAAACGCCUCGUGAACACAACAUUAAAGGCUUCAAAGAAACGACUCUUGAUGCGAGAAGUACAACGUCAGAUGUUUUACCAGAAGAAGGCCGAGAUGAACACAGUUCAUGGCGCCGACUUUGCCAAGUACCUGGUCACAAAAUCAGGUACUACUUGA